Messenger RNA from Lactuca saligna, 969 nucleotides. The record is from the annotation of a GenBank genome assembly. Lineage: Eukaryota; Viridiplantae; Streptophyta; Magnoliopsida; Asterales; Asteraceae.
AUGUCUAGCCCUUGUGAAUUGGUGUUACCCUAUGGGGAGUUGGACCAAAAAUGUGACAAGGGAUUGGUCUUUCCAUGUGGGAAUGGGUUAAUACACACAUUGCCUUUACGAGAAAAUCACCUGAAGGUUAUGAUAGACAACAUCGAUAGUAGAUAUGAAAACUUUCCUCUUCCUGUGAUGACAAAAGAAGUUGCUAACCUACAAGGGGCGGUUGGCACUGUAAUUCAAUGGCCUCAGAUUGCAAUUAUUCUUGCAAAGGAACAAAGAGCGAAGAAACAAAUUCCAACCACAUGUUUGGUGCCAACAAUUGCAAGGGCUGGUACAAACAAGAACAUACCAAACCAAACAUCCAGCAAGGCGAGGCCGAUUGAAUAUCUUCGUGAUUGCUUGAAGACCAACCAAGCGGUUAACAUUGUAGCCGAUUCUGGGAUUUUAGAAGUCGGGACAUAUGAUUUUUCGGUUACAUGUGAAGAAUAUUUUCGACUACUGAGAAAACAAACAAUUGAUGCUUCCAUCAUAACUGCUUGGCAACUGAUUCUUCAUUCAAUGGUUCGGACACCUAUGAACAAAUGUGCUUUCUUGAACCCUUAUAAUAUUCUAGGGGAGGCAUGCCAGAAAAACCCAGAGGGUGUCAUUAGUUAUCUUGUUGAUUCCAUUCGUCUGCACCACGGAAAAUUGUUUCUCAUUGCACCAUAUUUGCAAAAGGCUUUCAUGAGGUAUGAAAAAGACACUCCAACUCCAAUUGGAUGGAUUUUUGCUAAGUGCAACCAACAACUUGGUGGUUUAGAGAGCGGGCAUUAUGUAAUGCGAUGGAUGUUUGAUUUCUUGACGACAAGACAACAUGGAUUUCCUAGUAAAUUCGGUAGCAUUUGGGAUGACAAAAGUCCCUUUGAGGAAAAGGUGUUGCUUGCAACUAUUGCUACCUGGUCUAGAGAGUUUUUGAAUAACUAUAUGAAUGAUGUCCUCUAA